Bombina bombina (fire-bellied toad) is the source of this 3144-nucleotide messenger RNA. RefSeq names its product shugoshin 2 (gene SGO2). The coding region runs from base 64 to 3144 and encodes 1026 amino acids. The transcript has 7 exons. Gene Ontology annotation, cellular component: chromosome, centromeric region. The record is from RefSeq and is a predicted model, not a curated record. NCBI's taxonomy places the organism in Eukaryota, Metazoa, Chordata, Amphibia, Anura, Bombinatoridae.
GGAAGUAACUGUGACGGAAUAUCUGUAUUAGGAGUCUGCAUUGGCGUUGAUGGUUUUUAGAAAAUGGAUUUAACAUCCAGUGCGACUCAAGGUCCUCUACAGACUAUGAAGGAACGAAUGCGAGGGAAGAUAAAUGGACAGUUGAAAAACGUGAAAUUAAACACUUCCCUAGCAGCAAAAAUAAAGACGAAGGCUUUAAAUAAUUCAUCCAUUCUAAAGAUCUCCCUAAAACAUAAUAAUAAAGCCUUGGCGCGUGCUCUCACUGCUGAAAAAGAGAAGGCAAGGAGGUUGGAAAACGAUAAAAUGUUCCUUCAGAAGGAAGUGAAGAUGCUUCACUUUCAAAAUGCUCUUUUACGGCAGAACUUAUGUCUUGUGAACAAAACUCUUAAGGAUAUUGACCUCUUCAUGAAUAUUAACUUGUCCACAGCUAUUGAACUCAGUGGCAUGGAGUCUUCAGAUACUGUAUCAUCUGAUGAACAGCCAUGCAGUGAACGCUUAAGUGCCAUGUCUUGCAAUGAGGAUCAAGGCGUUAGAUUUACAGGAAUGCCUUUAAGAGUUCCUUGCACCUCUGCUGUGGACAGCAACAAGAAUGAUUCAUUCUCCAGUGCUAUGGAUGAAAAUCAGGCACAUGAUCUUAAUGUAAAUUGUAGUAUCACCAGAGAGAAGUCAAGUAGUUUGGAAAAAUCAAAAAUGGAUAUACUUGCAAAACCGUCCAUAGAUGACCUGCCAGCAUCUGUUGAUAAAACUUAUGAUUCUGCUUCCCAAAAUAAGAGAGUAAAGUCAUUAGAAUCUUUCGAUGAGUUAACUUUAACAAAUAGUAGAACUUCAGACAUUGGUACCUUUGUGACAAAGAGGAAAAAAAGGUCAGCCUUGCCGCGUUCCAGUAGUCAAAAGUGGGAGCCUAACCAAAGCCAGUGCACAGAUGGCAUAGACAACCCCACCAGUUCACAAUGGGAGCACAAUUCCCAAACUAUUCUUCCAGAUUCUUUAUGCAAUGGUGUAAAUUAUAAGAUACCGUCACCUUGUGACAAUAACUCACAUUUGAAUAACCAGUCAGGCAUAUUGCAUUUAAGCAAUGUGUUUGUGGAAAUGGAUUCCAUCACAAAACAGUAUACAGAGAACAAAGAAAGGAACACUGGUGCACAAUGGGAACCAGAUGAGGCUUGUAAUAGCCAAACUGUUUUAUCUAAAUCAAGUGGAAAUAGUGAGAUUGAUGUACCUUAUAUUGCCAACUCAGAAGUAUUUGGCCUUUUAACUGAAAAGAAUAAGCUGUCAACAAUGUUAAGUUUAAGCAUGCAGUCAGUCGAAGGUGAGCCUUCUAUGUGCUUAAUCACAGAAGACAGUGCAAACAAUAAGCACAAUACAGACAAUACAAUGCCAUCAGAUCAUGUAGAGCCAGUUGUAAAUAAAGAGCCACAAACUGAAGAUGCAUCUGCUCAGCAAGAGAAAACCUUGUAUGAUGCUGAUAUGGAACUAACUUCCAGUGAUGCUGCUUCCAUUGUUGCAGUUUCAUCUAAAAGUAAAAAGAGCAAAACUAAAUCUAAAUUACCUGUCAAACCGGAUCAAACUUCACUGAGGAAGGUCAAAAAAUCUAAAAAAGAAAAGACUAAAAAGAUUUGUAAAAAUAGCCUUUGUAGUGACGAAAACAAAGAUAUAUCCAAAUCCAAAGAAAAAUCUGAUGUUGUAUAUGAUACUGAAAUAGAACCUCUGAAUAUUGUACACCAGUCUGAAAAUAUAGAAAGCAACUCAAAUUCACACUUAAACACUGAAAUAGAUUUGAAUACAAAUACAGUAUCACAAAUAAUUGAUAAGGAUAGCAGAAGGACAUAUGCAGUUUGUGUAACACAUCCAAUUAAACAGGAAGAAUUUGACUUUAAUAUAACAUCAAAUAUUGAUAAUAUGCAAAAUCAGUUAAGAGACCCUGAACAAGGGGAUGAUGUUCUGUUUAAUGAAAUUUGCCAAUUAAAAAAUUCAGCAGUUUUUGAAUAUGAAAAAGAACAAGUCAAGAGUGAAAAAUGUAGGACCGAAAUUGCUCUUAAGCAAGGCCAAGCAAAAGCUAGUGACAUUUUAAAGAAUUCAGAAAAAUCCAAAAAGAAAAUAUGCAAGGAAAAGCACAGUUCAAAGUUGCUUGACCAAUUUCCAAUGGAGAAUGAAGGAUAUAAACUUGUCAGCUCCGAAACUCUAUUAGAUCUGCAGAAAGGACAUAACCUUCAAGCUAAUGUAUUACAAGCUAGUAUGACAAACAGAUACCCAAGUAUUCGUCGUGAAACAUAUGUUGUGUGUCCUCCUGAUACUUGUAUUGUACAAGCUCCGGCAGACUUUGUUUCCAGAGAAGAUAAAAUCUGUUAUCGGAGGGAGACCUUUGUUAUUCCGGAACCCAGUCUCAAAACGUCCAAUAUAAAUGAUACGAUUGAUAUUGAAAAAGAUACUGAUUUGAAACCCGAUGCACCAAGUCAUUCAAUAAACUCUUUAGGCUUUACGGAUAUUUUACCCCUUUCUGAAGAUAACAAAAGUGGAUGUGAUAAGACACAUAAAAAGUCUAAAAAAUUUAAAUCAAAAGUAAUCCCUGUAGAUCAAAAUGUUGAUUCCUGCAGUGAACCUUCGAAUUCAAGGUCCUCGCAAGCAGCUCACAAUGAAAAUCGUUACAAAAAGUCAGAUCACUUGCUUUCUCAGGAGGACAAAAGGAAGACCUAUAUGUUGCCACCUAAGAAAAAUGCUGUGGUCAAUACAAAACAAACACUUGUUCGAGAGAGUGUAAUAGAGCCAGAAUCUAGUCAACCUAAAAAGCCCACAAAGUUUACAAGUCUCUUUUCUACAAAUGAGCAUGACUCUUUUAUGCUUGACAUGGUUAGCGAAUCAAUUCUGGAUUCUAUGGUGGAGUUUCCAAGCUAUGAAGAAUUCCCAUCUCAAUCUACCGGUGAAAAUGUUUCCUUAAUUAUGGACAAGACUUUGCUAAAGAGUAUUCCCCUUCUGGAUUUCACAGAGGACUACAACUCUUGCGAAUCCUCACAUCCUUCAAAAGGCAUCAGUGUUCUUGAUGAAAAUGACCACAGUAAUUUACAAGAUCAUAAUGGAGAAAAUGUUGAUUGUACAUUUAAGAAGCUAAGUCAAGUUACAGAAAGUCAUGAACCAAGUAAGUUUUAA